AUGUCAAUCAAGAAUGUCGUUCUCGUAGGUGCUGAUGGCAACCUCGGACCAGGAGUCCUCAACGGUCUGGUCGGAACCGGCUCAUUCAAUGUUACGGUUUUCAAGCGAAAGUCCUCGAAGUCGAAGUCCAGCUAUCCUGAGGGUGUUCAAGUCAAGCUGUUGUCAGACGACUUUCCUAUCGAUGAAUUAGUACCAGCUCUUGAGAACCAGGAUGCCAUCGUCAGCACCGUAUAUGGUGCGCAGGUAGACUUGCAGAAGCGUCUCGCCGACGCUGCGAUCAAGGCUGGAGUAAAGCGCUUCAUUCCUUCCGAUUUUGGAAGCUGUGAUUCGCAGAGCAAGAGAGCGAUGGAGCUUGCACCCAUUUAUAUCGCCAAGUCGAAAGUGCGCGACUACCUCGAGAAGCUGGCUACAGAGAACCCUAGAUUCAGCUGGACGAGUCUUGUCUGCGGACACUUUUUCGAUUGGGACCUUGGCUUCUUCCACAUCAACCUACAAGCCAAGAGCUUUGAGAUUCUCGAUGAUGGCGAGGUCUACUGGAGCACCAGCACCUUUGCACAGAUUGGCAAAGCCACGGCUGCUAUACUGCAGAAGCCGGAGGAGACAAAGAACCGAUUCGUCUACAUACAAAGCUUCCGCAUCAACCAGAAUCAGCUCUUGAAAGCGUUUGAAAAGGAGACAGGUCAGUCAUGGAACGUCAAGAAGUACGACUCAUCAGAGUAUGUGAAGGAACGCAAGGCAAAGGCAGACGGCGGGGAAAAGUCGGCCGUGGAAGACUUGGUGUGGGUUCUGGGCACGCUGGAGGCCGACUGGGAAGCUCGCGAUGGAUACGCAAAUGAUCUGCUGGGGCUGCAGCAAGAAAAUCUUGACGAUGUGGUCGCAAGGAUUGUUAAGAGCAACUAG
Molecule: messenger RNA, 900 nt
Organism: Aureobasidium namibiae CBS 147.97
Lineage: Eukaryota; Fungi; Ascomycota; Dothideomycetes; Dothideales; Saccotheciaceae
Product: NAD(P)-binding protein
Exons: 1
Coding region: 1-900 (299 amino acids)
Molecular function (GO): oxidoreductase activity
Source: RefSeq, a predicted model, not a curated record